Molecule: messenger RNA, 3811 nt
Organism: Gavialis gangeticus (Gharial)
Lineage: Eukaryota; Metazoa; Chordata; Crocodylia; Gavialidae
Gene: ZBTB46
Product: zinc finger and BTB domain containing 46
Exons: 5
Coding region: 180-1961 (593 amino acids)
Biological process (GO): regulation of transcription by RNA polymerase II
Molecular function (GO): DNA-binding transcription factor activity, RNA polymerase II-specific; RNA polymerase II cis-regulatory region sequence-specific DNA binding; protein binding
Source: RefSeq, a predicted model, not a curated record
UUCUCCCCCUCCCAAAUACAGGGUGUUUGAACAUUUCAAAGCUUAUUACCAGGAACGAUAUUCCUCUGUUCAUUAAAACAUGUAUUAUUCUACCGUGACACAUCGUGGCAUUUAUCUUUACUAACAGAAAACAUUCUCAACUAUUGGAUCUGUGGAGAAGGAAACACAACGAUUCCCAAAUGAAUAACCGAAAGGAAGAUAUGGAGAUUGCCUCCCAUUACCGUCAUCUACUUCGUGAGCUCAAUGAGCAGAGACAACACGGCAUCCUCUGUGAUGUUUGCAUUAUAGUGGAAGGGAAGAUCUUCAAGGCUCAUAAAAAUGUUUUGCUCGGAAGUAGUCGGUACUUCAAGACACUGUACUGCCAGGUGCAAAAGACAUCCGACCAGGCAACAGUCACUCAUUUAGACAUUGUAACCGCACAGGGCUUUAAAGCAAUCAUUGACUUCAUGUAUUCUGCACACCUAGCAUUGACCAGCAGAAAUGUCAUUGAGGUCAUGUCAGCUGCGAGCUAUCUGCAAAUGACUGAUAUUGUCCAAGCCUGUCACAAUUUCAUAAAAGCAGCUCUUGACAUAAGCAUAAAAUCUGAUGCCUCAGAUGACCUUGUUGACUAUGAACUUGGAGCUCCUUCCAGCAGUAGUACGGAUGCUUUGAUCUCAGCAGUCGUGGCUGGCAGGAGUAUAUCUCCAUGGUUAGCUCGGAGAACGAGUCCAGCAAACUCCUCUGGAGAUUCUGCCAUUGCUAGCUGUCACGAAGGAGGGAGCAGUUAUGGAAAAGAGGAUCAGGAACCAAAAACUGAUAGCCAUGAUGACAUUUCAUCCCAGUCUCUUUGGUCCAGUGACAUGGGUUAUGGGUCUCUACAUAUCAAAGAGGAGCAGGUUUCACCGUCGCAUUAUGGAGGGAAUGAAUUACGUUCUGCCAAGGAUAGUGCAAUACAGAAUGCUUUGUCGGAGCAAGGAGGAGGGGAUGGCUGGCAGCCCACAGGACGCAGAAAGAACAGAAAAAAUAAAGAAACUGUGCGUCACAUUACUCAGCAAGUAGAGGAUGACAGCAGAGCAAGCUCUCCCAUGCCAUCUUUUUUACCUGCCUCAGGAUGGCCAUACAACAGUCGUGACACAAGUGGUGAUGUGACGGUGACAGAACCUAGCAGCUCUGAUAACCGUGUGGAGAGAUCCGAUCUUUACACAAAUGUGGAUGAAGCACUCAUAGGCGGUGAAGCUAGUUACCUGUCUCAGCCUCUUACUCCAGAGAAGGAUGAUGCACUUCAGGCUGCAACAGUUGCUAACCUGCGGGCAGCCCUCAUGAGUAAGAACAGCCUGCUGUCUCUGAAAGCUGACAUGCUGAGCGAAGAUAGUUCUCUGCUCUUCGAAUACUUACCCAAAGGCACACAUUCUUUAUCUUUAAACGAAUUCACAGUGAUCAGAAAGAAAUUCAAGUGCCCGUACUGCAGUUUCUCUGCCAUGCACCAGUGUAUCCUGAAGAGACACAUGCGAUCCCACACAGGGGAGAGACCCUAUCCUUGUGAAAUCUGUGGGAAAAAAUUCACACGCCGGGAGCACAUGAAACGGCACACCUUGGUGCACAGUAAAGAUAAGAAAUAUGUGUGUAAAGUGUGCAAUAGAGUGUUCAUGUCUGCCGCCAGUGUGGGCAUUAAACAUGGCUCCCGCCGCCACGGGGUGUGCGCCGAUUGCUCCGGACGAGGCAUGGCAGGCCACCUAGAUCAGAACGGAGGGGAAGGCUCCCCCGACGAAUUGUAUCCCGGUGAAGGCCAGUACAUGGAAGAUCCCGACGACAUCAAAGUGGAGGGAGACGAAGAGAUGGGCGAUGACGACGACAUCAAGUGGAAGGAUGACGUUGGGAUUUCACAAGACGACGUGAUUCUAGAUGAUGACAAAGACGUCGACUCUCCGCAGGAGCAAGAGAACUCUGGGGAGAACGACAAAGAUUUCACUUGGAUUUCUUAGGGAUUUUUGUUGUCAUUUGUAAGAGGAGGGGAGGGCAGGAGGAAGGAGCGUGUCGGGAAAAGCUACGUAGCCUUGUUGUCGUCCACGUGUGAAAAAGAUUUUUUGGGGGUUUUUUUGUUUUGUUUUGUUUUUCUUUUUAAACGAGCCCUUGCUCUAUACCAUUCAGAUACUGUAUUUGGAAACAUCACUUUUGGUGGCAUCAGUUCCUUCCCCCUUUCCCCUUCCUUGCCCCCCCAUGAAAACAUGACUGUCUUGGUCUCUCUGUGGGAGCAAAUCAGAUUGCAUGCAAGUGACGUUGAGUUUCUGAUGGUGUGAGCACGGUGAGGAGAGUGCGCUAAGGAGACUGUGUGAAGCAUGUAUUCCUUUGAUCAAUCUUCUUCACCCUGAAUUAAAAUAUCAGGGUGGUGUUUGUGCCCCGAACAAUGUUGUUAAGCUUUGUUCCAAAUUCAGAGCAGCAGCGGACUGACGUGUACACUGUAGGAUCUUGUAAACAAGCUGACCUGUGUGGUGGAGGGUUUCCGCUGAGAACCCAGGCCUUUUGCAGAGAUGGAUUUAAAUAUUUAAUUUCUGUCGAUGGUGUGGAUUGGUGUCGUUUUUGUUUUCACAAAGCCAGGUAGAUCAAAAGGCAAAUUGAGUUACAGCCUUAAGAGCUCCUUUCAUAGUAACGGGGCCUCCACUUCCAAAUACUUCACCGAGAAUGAUCAUGAAAUUAUUGGGCCUUCUGGCAUCCUAAUCGUGUCCAGUCUUCCAACCGCAUUUGCUUCUGUUGUGUGGAAGGAGCAGCAGUGUUUCCCUAUGAUACGUUUACUAUGUAUGACACGCAGCAAGACGCGAAUGGUUUAGCGCCCAAUUUGUUGGUUUGCGUGUGUUGUCGCCUUCCCCCUUUGGUGUCAGCUGCCUUUUUCGUAGAUAUAUGCAAAUUUUAGUAAAUUUAAGGCAUUUAACAAGAUGAAGGGUCAACUGAAGUUGCAAGAAGCAAGGUGUGACGUUCUGGCUCUAUGGAAGUCAGUUGCAAAGGCAUCCUCAACUUUGUGGAGUUUGGGUUUCACCCAACUUGUGCCGUUCUUCCUUGCCAAGCAAAAACCAUCCCGCACAAUUGGUAGGUUCGUUACCUAGGUUUAAUUAACCAAGGACACCUGAAUUUUUAGUGAUUGGCUCCAUUUAAGAACCUGAUAUCUCCUCUGGAGUGUCUCCUCUGUCUUGUACAGCUGAGUUUCCAUGGGCCGGUUCGGUUUUUGCUCAUAUCGGCCACUGCUGCCUUCCUCUGACAACAUUUAAAUCAGAAACCCAGUUCAAGUGUCCUGUUCGUAGUAAAAGCUUCUGCUUUACCUCUCAUCUCUAUGCUUCUGGUGCUUUAAACAAAGCCGAAAACCUCACUGUUUCCUUGCUUGGAGCAGAUUUUUAUACAAUGUACAUGAAACCUGCCACGAGAGGCAACUAGUUCAAUCCAGAAGCCAAAUGAUUUAAAGGUGCUAAUUUCUUUUUUUCCAGUGGUGGGCAAGGCAGUCUCUUAUGGGGAAAAAACCCAGAAAAGUUCUUGCAGUUUAAUUUUAAAAAACUGGAGAUCCUGGUUCGACCCCAAGAGGAAAAUUAAAAGCAGAUUUUUACUGUCCAAGAUCCCAAUAAAGCAACUCUAAUGUAAGGAAUUCAGCUAUUUCAGGCUAAGUGGUGAGGGGUGAUAGCAAGGGAACCUGCUCCCCCACCCCGGCACCUGAACCCUAGCUGGAUUUCUAGGUAGUGCUUUCUCAAAAGGGUCGCAUCACCGUGCUUUUGUUCACGAGUCCUCACUCCACAAUCGUCUGCAGUCCUUUUGAAAUUAAAAAUAAGUAAAGCUCACCGACUGACCUAUG